This is a messenger RNA of Mytilinidion resinicola, 896 nucleotides long. RefSeq lists its product as uncharacterized. The transcript has 3 exons. Lineage: Eukaryota; Fungi; Ascomycota; Dothideomycetes; Mytilinidiales; Mytilinidiaceae. The record is from RefSeq and is a predicted model, not a curated record. Bases 1 to 684 code for a protein of 227 amino acids.
AUGCCCAUCUUCUCCAAGGUGAAGAACGCCAAAAAAGCCGCCGACCAACACAAACGAGCGUCUAAGACACAAGCAGAGACGAAGUCAACCCCAGCACCUUACAGACAUGUACCAACACAUGCCGCACAAGACUCACUCUCCUGUGCUCCCCAUCGCUGGAGCGCUCAAGAGACACGCCAGAAGAUAGCUGCAGCUCAUCAGCAAAAGAGAUUCAACAUGAGCAAUAAGGCUGUUAGCUACUCACGCGACUCGGUUAUUGCUUCAAAGGGGCACAAGAUCUAUCAACCGCGGUCACCGUACCAUUACAAUGGGCCUGCGCCUCCAGUCAUGAAUAGCCACGUUGGCCGUCUUGCGAACGCUACUCCUAUUAUGCCGGCCCUGGUGCCACGAAGUCCGCUUUCGAGCACUUUCACGGAAGUGGAAGAAGAAACACUACAAAUGCCGCCUCCGAUCUGCGCAACCACUAAAGGACUACCGCAACAAACCCAUGCAAUGGACUUCAACCAGAAGCCACCACAAUCCACGAAUUUUUCUCGCAAAAGUCAUAUCGUCAACGAACUAGUCUUGCCUCCUCCUAAGAGGGACGUUGCUCGCCAGACUACACCUCCUCUUCCAGCGACCUCCACCAAAGUGCCCAAGAGACGCAACUGGUUCAGGAAACGUCAGCAAAUUGUGGCCAAGUGACUCUCGCUGAUAAAUGCUGCCGAUACGAGACGCUCUUCUAAGAAGCUAGUCUCAACAAUAAACAUCUUUCGAUAUAUGCGAUAGACUGUUAAUUCUCUUUUCAGUCGGCGUUCAUCGGCACUGCAUAUCUUUUCAUACGAGCAAUACCGAGAAGCAGACCUUAGUGUUCCUACUAUUCUAUUUAGACCCAAGUAGCUGUCGCAAAUAUAUUU